Molecule: messenger RNA, 3576 nt
Organism: Penicillium mononematosum
Lineage: Eukaryota; Fungi; Ascomycota; Eurotiomycetes; Eurotiales; Aspergillaceae
Product: GAF domain-containing hybrid sensor histidine kinase/response regulator
Exons: 5
Coding region: 1-3576 (1191 amino acids)
Biological process (GO): phosphorylation; phosphorelay signal transduction system
Molecular function (GO): phosphorelay sensor kinase activity
Source: RefSeq, a predicted model, not a curated record
AUGGACUACGAAGCAGACCGUCAGAAACGCGAGGUAUAUCGAUAUUUCCAGCCAGAAAAUCCAGCGGCGCUUAAUGCAUCACUUCUUCAACUUGAUGAGCAUGUGGCAUCUACAGCAGGUUUUUCAGGAGUGACUACCCCUUUUGUACCCGACGAGUCUGAAUCAAAAACGAGUUUUUUUGAAGGCAGCUCUCCGUCAAGUCCAAAUACAACUUUGACUUCUUUUGCGCAACUGGCCGCUCUACGUCUGAGCGCGCAGCGUGCUUUUAUUACUGUAUUGAAUACCGACUCCCAGUUUAUAUUGGCUGAAGCCACAAGAAACUCCAAUCUUAGAAGCUCAAAGUCAUCUGCCGGAGAAGGAGAUACACUCUUCGCUGGGACAUCGACAGUACCAGAUGCUUGGAAUAUAUGCCAGGAAACAGUUGCAGUAAGCUCAGACAACGAAGAUGGAUUAUAUUCAUUUUUGGUAGUCAACGAUCUUCAACAGGAAGAACGAUUUAGAGAAUUACCCUUUGUGGCGCAAGGACCACACUCUCGUUUUUAUGCGGGAACGCCCCUAACCAGCCAUAGCGGUAUCAAUUUAGGAUGUCUGUUCGUAUUGGAUUCUGAACCUCGCCAAGGCCUAUCCGAUAUCGAGAAGGAUACAUUAGGAAGAGUGGCAGAGUUGGUAAUGGACUAUUUAUUGGUUAGCCGUCAAGCCGCAGAAGGGCGACGGGCCUCGCGGCUAUCGCGUGGUCUGCAUCUUUUCGUCGACGGCAACUCUAGUUUCGCCAGCAACGCUCGCAUGUCGUCUCGGUCGAACAGCUCAGCACAGAGUUUGUCACCGCGGAUCUCACCUCACCUCAGAGGUAGUCGAUCUGCUAGCUCCCAAAAUGAUGAACUGGAAUCUCGCUCCCCACGUUCUAGAUCAGGAAAUGCGUCUCAAAACGACGAUGGACGAACUUUGAGCCCAGAUUCCAACCAGAAUGACACAUGUGUCCCUCCUAGUCCAACGGCGUCGUUGCACAGCUCGCGACAGGACGAUAGUAGUUCGGAGGAUUCCUCAAGCAGCAACCACUGGCUUUUCCAACGUGCUGCGAACCUCUUGCGACAAAGUCUGGACUUGGACGGUGCUGGCGGUGUCAUGUUCUUGGAAACCAGUGACAACUUCUCCGAAUAUGUCGCAGCCGGUCAUUGUGACUCCGCCGAAUCCACGAAUCCUGCUCCUAUUCUUGCGCUGUCCACCAGAGAUGAUCCAUUUUCAUAUCAGGCAAACUCUACUUUAUCAGAUCCAGCUGUCAACCUUGACAAUGUCUUUCUGAAACAGUUGCUGCAUCGCUAUCCUAAAGGGAAACUCUGGUCAUUUCACCACGAUGGAACAUUUUCAACUUCAGAAGAUCAGAUAACCGACGAGUGUCAGAAACAAAGAAAGAAGUCAAAGGCUUCGGAGACCAGCAAACUGAAUGAGUUCUUCCCUGAUGCAUCUCAAGUCAUGUUUGUCCCAUUGUGGAAUGCCACAGAUUCCCAGUGGUUCGCUGGGUGUUUUUGUUGGACUCCCCACCCAACGCGAGUUUUCAGUCCUGCUGUUGAUCUGAGCUCAGUAUUUGCUUUCGGAUCCUCCAUUAUGACUGAAUACAGCCGUGUUGAAUCAGUUAUCGCAGACCGCCAAAAGGGGGAUUUUAUAAGCAGCAUUUCCCAUGAAUUACGCAGUCCGUUGCAUGGUGUCUUGGCUGCGGCCGAGUUCUUUGGAAAUACUACCUUGGACCAGUUCCAGUAUACCCUCCUCGAUACGAUAAAUGCAUGUGGUCGGACUCUCUUGGAUACGAUGAACCAAGUUUUAGACUUCAGCAAAAUCAUGUCGCUGGAAAGGCACAAGAAAACCUUCAGGCGUGGAAAAGAUCCAUGGAAACCAAAACCACCCGAGGACAGUGUGGCGAACCUGGAUACAUUGGUUUUGACAGAUGUGGCUCUCUUGAUAGAGGAUGUGAUAGACAGCGUGUGCUUGGAUACCUUUUCAACACUGCCUUCCAAGUCAGCAAAAGGAGUUGGUCACAUCUCAGGAGUGGAUGUCGUUGUUGACAUUACUGAUAAUGACUGGAUGUACAAAGUCCCGCCGGGGUCGCUGAGACGCCUGAUUAUGAAUAUCCUUGGCAAUGCGCUGAAGUAUACCAAAAAGGGUCGGAUCUCAGUCUGCAUGGAUCUCACCGAGCGCUCACAGGGUCGCUCUCGACGCCAGGGUCUCGAAGAUAUGGUGACAUUGACCAUCUCAGACACGGGUAAGGGCAUUUCGAAGGAAUAUCUUCGGAAGCAUCUAUUCACUCCAUUCUCACAAGAAGAUCCGCUGUCAGUAGGUACUGGUCUUGGUCUAUCAAUUGUUCGCGGCAUUGUGAAAACACUCCACGGGAAAAUUCAUGUCCGAAGCCGACAGGGCGAAGGCACUAUUGUCAAGGUGUCGCUUCCUCUUGAACGUCUAGUGGGUGAUGAAAACCCACAAUCAACGUCCUAUAAGGAAAUGGGAAACGUGCUGCUAUCUGGGGGGAUCGGUUCGUCUCAUCUCGAAGAGCAUCCGUUCUGGGCUUCCAUAACUCGGUAUAUCGCGGAUUGGUAUGGUCUGCAGCUUGUUCCUCUAUCUACCAAUGAGCCUAUUGAUAUUCUGCUUGCGGAUGAAAGGGAUUUGUCUGCAAAGGAAUUACACGGGUUCCCAACAGAGUUGCGAAGUCUGCUCGUCUUUUGCAGCGAGACGCGCGAUUAUGGUGAUCCUAGGACACAAUGGUCGCAUCUUGCUGACUCUCUCUCAAUCCUCCAUCGACCUUGCGGCCCACGGAAACUCUCCCGUGGUAUUUUGAGCUGUCUUGAUACGAGGCCGACAACCCCUACGUUAAAUCCGCAGAAUUCCGGGGAAGGUUUAGUACUUCCAGAGCGACCCGCUCUUACAGGCUCGGCUUUGCCAAUUGAACAGUCCAACCCCUCAUUACCAGGAAACCUACAAUCACCAGAUGCUGGACCAUCAACUCCCGCGCCGGGGUCCAGAAAUUCCACCAUUGGUUCUACAGACCGUAGCAAUUUUGUCUUUACGUCGCAUACUGACGGCUCUGAUCGCACAAUAUCGGGAAGUACUGAUUCCACCAAUGCUGGGUCUUCUUCUGCUCGAUCUUCAUCUGGCGGCUCAGAUCAUGUUAGUACCUUAACUGAGAGUCGAAACAGACCCCGGGUAUUGGUGGUAGAUGACAACAAUAUCAACCUUCACCUCAUGAUGACAUUCAUGAACAAACGGAAAGUCAUGGUUUUGGAUAAAGCCGAGGAUGGCAGUGCGGCCGUCGAUGCGGUUGAAAAAAUGCAGCAGGGAUAUGACCUUAUUUUCAUGGACAUGUCUAUGCCAGUUAUGGACGGAUUUGAGGCGACGCGCGCCAUUCGUGCAAUCGAGAAAGAACGGGAUGGCUCUGUUGCGGCAACAAUUAUCGCAUUGACAGGACUCAGCAGUACACGCGAUGAGUUCAGGGCCUUGGAUUCAGGAGUGGAUCUUUUCCUUAUGAAGCCUGUUUCUUUUAGGGAAGUAUCAAGGCUUAUUGAUGAAUGGGAGGCCAAGCGGCCGAAAUAA